Bipolaris oryzae ATCC 44560 is the source of this 2064-nucleotide messenger RNA. RefSeq lists its product as uncharacterized. NCBI's taxonomy places the organism in Eukaryota, Fungi, Ascomycota, Dothideomycetes, Pleosporales, Pleosporaceae. The record is from RefSeq and is a predicted model, not a curated record. The transcript is spliced from 2 exons. The coding region runs from base 1 to 2064 and encodes 687 amino acids.
AUGGCAAGCAUGAAUGAAUCCGACAAUGAGAAACCUGGCUUCGACAUUGUAGAGGCCACCAUCGUGGACCACAGCGCCGCCCUCCUUUCGGGCAGAACAAGCAGUGUCGACCUGGUCAUUGCAUAUCUAAACCGUAUUGCCCGCUACGACACAUGCAAGGGUCUCGGUGCCUUUACUGUAUUCAACGACAAUGUCCUUGAAGAAGCAGCUGCCUCUGAUGCAUGUCGGGCACAGGGUCUGAAGCCACGACCCCUAGAAGGCAUACCCUACACGAUCAAAGACAGCUACAAGGUCGCUGGAAUGACUGCAACUGCAGGAUCCCCCGCACUCAAGGGAGUCAUGUCAAGUGAGGACUCUGCAAUUGCAAAGAAAUUGCGGAAUGCAGGAGCAGUUCUGAUUGGAAAGACAAAUAUGCCGCCUAUGGCAGCGGGGGGUAUGCAAAGGGGAAUGUAUGGUCGCGCAGAAUCGCCCUAUAAUUCAAAGUAUCUUACAGGAGCCUUCUCCUCUGGUUCCUCCAACGGAGCAGGAACUUCGGUAGCGGCAAGCAUGGGGGCUUUCGGCAUGGGCAGUGAGACUGUUAGCAGCGGACGCAGUCCAGCUUCAAACAAUGCCCUCGUCUGCUACACGCCAUCCAAAGGACUACUGAGCUGCCGAGGACUGUGGCCGCUGUAUGUCACAUGCGACGUACCCACACCGUAUGCGCGCUCGGUUGGUGAUAUGCUGGAGAUUCUAAAUGUGAUUGCUACACCGGACGAAGAUACGACAGGAGACUUUGUGCGAGAACAAAAGCAUGUGCAAAUACCCCAGCCCCCUCAGAUAGACUACACUACUCUGCGUAAUACUCAAGCGUUCAAAGGGAAACGGGUUGGAGUCCCACAAAUGUAUGUCGGCCAGAAAGACUCGGAUCCAUACGCAAAGCCUACCUACGUUUCACCAGAAGUCAUUGCACUGUGGGAAAACGCAGCCAAAACCCUCCAAAAUCUAGGCGCAGAAAUCGUUUACACCGACUUUCCCCUCGUUACAAAUUACGAAAACGACUCCGUAUCCGGUGAAGCCAAUAAUGUGCAAGGACAACCAGCAAACUGGAACCUCAUGGAACGUAGCAUCCUCAUCGCGCAAUCCUGGGACGCCUUUCUCGUGGCAAACAACGACGCCAAAAUCAAAUGUCUAGCAGGCAUCCAAGAUUCCGCAAUGCUCUUCCCCAAACCCCCAAACUACAAACCCGACACCUUCCUCGAAGUCCGCAACUGGAUCGAUUACGCCGGCUUACCCAAACUCGUCCAGUCCAACAGCAUCCAUGAGGUGGAAGGUUUAGAACAAGCCCUCAAGGCCCUCGAAGCCCAGCGCAAACGCGACCUAGAAGACUGGAUGGCCACGCACAAUCUCGACGUGCUUGCGUUCCCCGCCCAAGGCGACGUCGGUCUCGCCGACCUCGAAUUCAACCUGGAAAGCACAACGCACAGCCUGCGCAACGGCGUCAAGUACUCCAACGGGAACCGUGCGAUUCGCCAUUUGGGCGUGCCGACCGUCAGUGUGCCCAUGGGCGUCAUGGCGGAGAAGAAGAUGCCGGUUAAUAUCACGUUUGCGGGCCAGGCGUAUCGCGAUGAGAAGUUGCUUGAGUACGCGUAUGCGUUUGAGACGGCGGCGAGGGCGCGGGUUGCACCGCCGUUGACGCCGGGGGUGCCGACGGAUAUGGCUGCGAUGGCGGUGAGGGCGGAGGCGGAGGCUGAGCCGGUGAUAGAUGGUGUGGAGGUCAAGGUGGACGGGAAAUCAGGCUCUGGAGAGAUUUCUAUGGUGGUUCGCGGUACGCUGCGUAAGGCGGUGCCGCAGACUAGUGUGCAGGUCUUCGUUGAUGGCGAACGAGUAGCUGAUAAGACUACGGAUGGCGUCGAGUGGUCUGUUACACACAGCUAUGUGCCUGAGAGACCCCCGAUUCUGGGCUGGGAUCUUAAGCCGUUGCCGCCUAGGGAUAUUAUGGUUCUCGUUGUUGUGACGAGAAAAGAUGGCGGUGAGGGAAGUGGAAAGAGGGAGGCUAGAUUGCUUUGGGUACCAUUGGAGAAGUAG